CAUCACAAAACCAAAAACAAUCAAUCAUUUAGCCUUGAUGAUGGUUCCCACAAUAUUUUAUAUCCUUCCCUUCUUAUAUCUUUUCAUAGUUAUAACUUUUGCUUCCACUGAGGAAGCAACUGCUCUUCUUAAAUGGAAAGCAACAUUCCUAAACCAGAACAAUUCCUUACAGGCUUCAUGGACACUAAGUAGUCCUGCUGGUACCAAGAAUUCUUCCAGAAUUGAAGCGACGAGUUCUGAUGCAUGCAGGGGCUGGUAUGGAGUUGUAUGCGUUAAUGGUCGGGUUAACAGGUUGAAUAUUACAAAUGCUAGUGUCAUUGGCACACUGUAUGAUUUUCCAUUUUCAUCACUCCCUUUUCUUGAAUAUGUUGAUCUUAGUAUGAACCAGCUCUCUGGCACCAUCCCACCUGAAAUUGGUAAGCUCGCUAAUCUUGUCUAUCUUGACUUGUCUAUCAAUCAGAUUUCGGGCACAAUCCCACCACAAAUCAGUUCACUAACAAAGCUUGAGACCCUCCACAUCUUUAGCAACCAAUUAAAUGGUUCCAUUCCGAGGGAAAUAGGUCGCCUAAGGUCUCUUACUGAUCUAGCUUUGAGUUCUAACUUUCUUAGUGGUUCAAUUCCUGCUUCAUUGGGGAAUUUGAACAAUUUGUCUUUUUUGCAUCUUUAUAAUAAUAAGCUUUCUGGCUCCAUUCCUUCAGAAAUAGGAGAACUUGUCAAUCUUGUUGAAGCUUAUAUUAGUAGAAACCAAUUAACAGGUCAUAUUCCUCCAGAAAUAGGUAAUUGGAUCAAUGCAAAAGUGUUCUAUGCUUUUUCCAAUAACUUGUCUGGUCCCAUUCCUGAUGAAAUUGGGAAAAUGAAGUCACUUGAGAACUUAAGCUUCCAGACAAACAAUCUUUCUGGUCCAAUUCCCAAAACAAUAGGUGACUUAACUGAGCUCAAACUCUUGCACCUUUAUUCCAACCAACUUUCUGGUCCCAUUCCUAGUGAGUUGGGGAAUCUGAAAAAAUUGAAUGAUCUGCAAUUAUCCACUAAUCGACUUACCGGUCCAAUUCCUGGUUCAUUUGGCAAUUUGAGAAACUUGCAAUUUCUGUAUCUCCGUGAGAACAAACUUUCUGGUGGGAAACUUGAGAACUUCACGGUGAAUAGUAACAAGCUGACAGGGCCAAUACCAAGAAGCUUUAGCAAGUGCUCGAGUUUCAAAAGAGUUCGGUUGGAUAACAACAGUUUUACUGGGAAUUUAUCUGAAGCUUUUGGCAUCCAUCCACACCUUUACUUCAUUAAUUUGAGCGAAAAUGAUUUUCAUGGUGAACUCAGCAGCAACUGGGGGAAAUGCAAGAGUUUGACUGAUUUGCGGGUUGCCAGAAAUAACAUUAGUGGUAGCAUACCACCGGAGAUUGGAAACCUCAAAGGGCUUCAAGGACUUAAUCUUUCAUCCAAUCAUUUGGUUGGACAGAUACCUAGGGAAUUAGGAAAAUUAACCUCUCUGGUUAAUCUUCUUUUGCCAAACAACCAAAUUUCUGGCAAUAUUCCUAUGGAACUUGGGUUACUGACAAAGUUAGAUUACCUUGAUCUUUCAGACAAUAGAUUGAAUGGUUCGAUCCCAACGUUUAUAGGAGAUUACCAUCACCUGUUUCACUUGAACCUGAGCAACAACAAAUUUGGCCAAAAUAUUCCGAAGGAGAUAGGGGGUAUAACUCAACUUAAUGUACUUGAUUUGAGCCAUAAUGUUCUGGUUGGAGAAAUACCCCCUCAGUUAACCAAUUUGAAGGUCUUGGAAAGCUUAAAUAUUUCCCACAACGGCCUUUCUGGCCACAUUCCUGAAGAAUUUGAAAGUUUGACUGGUUUGCAGGAUGUUGUCUUGUCAUACAAUGAGUUGGAAGGUCCAAUCCCUAAUAAUAAAGCUUUCAUGAAUGCCUCAUUAGAAGGUAAUAAAGGUCUUUGUGGCAAUGUGACUGGAUUCCAACCUUGCGAAAGGCCAUCUUCUAUUGUGAAGAAGCACUCAAUGGCGAAGGGACUUAAACUCAUCCUCAUCACUGUACUUCCUGUUAUGGGAGCACUAGUACUACUCUGUGCUUUCAUUGGUGUUCUCUUUAUGUGUAAUAAAAGAAGGAGAGUUAGAGACGUUGAAAGAAGGGAUUCCAGUGAUGAUGUUGAUGGUUUGAUUUCCAUAUCCACAUUAAAUGGAAAUGCAUUGUACUGGGAUAUCUUAAAAGCCACAAAGGAGUUUGAUGCAAUGUUUUGCAUCGGAAAAGGAGGGUCUGGAAGCGUUUACAAGGUAAAGCUUCCAACGCUUGAGAACGUAGCUGUGAAGAGACUUCAUUCUUCAUUUGAGGUUACCCAUCGCAAAAGCUUCAUGAAUGAGAUAAGGUCAUUGACAAGGAUCAAGCAUCGCAACAUUGUGAAACUCUAUGCCUUCUGUUCAAAUGCACAACACUCAUUCUUGGUUUACGAGUACAUGGAGAAGGGUAGCUUGUCUAGUAUUUUGAGCAAUGAAGUAGAGUCCAAGAAAUUGGAUUGGCUUACAAGGGUGAAUGUCAUCAAAGGUGUUGCUUAUGCUUUAUCUUACAUGCACCAUGAUUGCUCACCCCCGAUUGUUCAUCGAGACAUAUCAAGCAGUAAUGUUUUGCUUGAUUCCGAGUAUGAAGCUCGUGUUUCAGAUUUUGGCAUAGCUAAGAUUCUUAAGCCAGACUCAUCCAAUUGUACUGCACUUGCAGGCACAUAUGGGUAUGUAGCACCAGAGCUUGCCUAUACAAUGAAGGUGACGGAAAUGUGUGACGUCUAUAGCUUUGGAGUAUUAGCAUUGGAGGUAAUCAAAGGAAAGCAUCUUGGGGAAUACAUUACUGUGCUAGCAAAUUCAUCGACUAGAGAUCAUGUGCAGCUUAGCGAUUUGCUGGAUGAACGCCUUCCAUAUCCUGAAGAUGGAGUAAAAGAGGUUUUGGUUUUUAUCAUCAAGCUAGCAAGCUCAUGUUUGCUUGAAACUCCAAAAUCAAGGCCAACAAUGCACUUCAUCUCCAGUAUGUUGUCAAUGGAUCCACCUGUUUCUCAAAUAACCUCUAUGAAGGCGAAAAGCAUCUCCGAGAUGUAAGGUGUCUAUGUAUGGGGGAAAAAAAGAGCAAGUUUUGACACCAAGUGGUUGUGAAGUAAGAAUAAGAAGCUAUUAUUACUGGGACUAGUAUUUGUGUAUUUUAUUGUUAGUUGUGCUUAUCUAGUUUAGUGUUUCAACCUGAAGGAUUCUGAGCUCUUGUA
Solanum tuberosum (potato) is the source of this 3246-nucleotide messenger RNA. Its product is annotated as probable LRR receptor-like serine/threonine-protein kinase At4g08850. Gene Ontology annotation, molecular function: ATP binding; protein kinase activity; protein binding. The record is from RefSeq and is a predicted model, not a curated record. NCBI's taxonomy places the organism in Eukaryota, Viridiplantae, Streptophyta, Magnoliopsida, Solanales, Solanaceae. Gene Ontology annotation, biological process: protein phosphorylation. The coding region runs from base 38 to 3085 and encodes 1015 amino acids. The transcript has 3 exons.